ACGUUCAGUUCGGAAGGCAGAGUGAGCAUUCUGGAGGAACAACGACAGCUAUGCGCUCUUUCAGUUGUCAGACACGCUGUGCGAGGGUGAAACUAUUUUACUAACUUUUAUUUACUAAAAACGAACCCAAAAAAAUCCUCUAAAUGAUGCGUUUCCUGCUCCUCUUCAGUCGCCAGGGCAAGCUCCGCCUCCAGAAGUGGUUCACGCCCAUCCCCGAGCGAGAGAAGAAGAAGAUCAUCAGGGAAAUGACCACCAUGGUGUUGGCACGGAAACCACGCUCCUGCAACUUCCUGCACUGGAAAGACCUGAAGAUCGUCUACAAGAAGUAUGCCAGUCUGUAUUUCUGCUGUGGUUUGGAUGCUGAGGAGAAUGAGCUUCUAGCCUUGGAGGUGCUGCAUCGCUAUGUGGAGCUGCUGGACAAGUACUUUGGCAACGUGUGUGAGCUGGACAUCAUCUUUAACUUUGAAAAGGCCUACUUCAUCCUGGAUGAGUUUCUGUUAGGGGGAGAGGUACAGGAGACGUCCAAACUAGUGGUGUCCCGCUCCAUCGAGGCCUCGGACAUGCUACAGGAGACCAUGGAGGAGUACAUGAGCAAGCCUGCAUUCUAACACUGGGAAAAUGGAUCUACACACACAAGAAGGAAUCUGGACAAUUCCAGAACUGGAAGUCUUCCUACUGUAGAGAAUCCAUGGAGUUAUGAGUUCUAUAAUUAUAUGUAUAUGGCUGAAUCUGUCUCCUGAGGCAGGCAGGGUGUUUUUUAUAUAGGGAAGUGCAGUGAAAUGUAUCUUGUUCUGUAAAUAGGACAUUAUCAUGGUGACCAGUAAUAAAUAAUGCUUCAUUUUCCUCUAUUAGGUCUAAACUGGAAAGAUAUGGAAGAGACUCAUUGAUUGAGCUAUUAUCAAAUGUAUAUUGAUAUGGUCACCCAUCCCUCUGGAUCAUUGAUGUACAUUGAAGUUACUGAAAACUGUGGUUAUCACCAACAAGUGCUUUAUAAUCAAUACUCAUAGAUUUUUUUUAAUGACAUAUAUGUACGCUAUAUUGACAUUUUAAGAAGCGCCUUUUUAGAAUAUGUAUUUGAAGUUGUGUUUUAAAUGUAUCUUAUAGACUAGCCUUUUCUGUGUAACUUGGUGUAGGACUACAUCUUUUUGGAAAGGGAAUGAUUAUUUAUGAGGGUGAAUGUCACUGUUUGUUUUUUAUAUAACUAAUUAUGGAUCUUGAAUGUUGAAGACGGAAUUAAAAGUUGUUUUUUGAUAAAGAAGGCUCUGAUUUAUAUUUCUGUUGUAGGCUAGACUAUUUGAUGUUCUUCAUUUUUUUUGACGUUUUAUAUGCGUGAGCUGUCCAUGGUCCUGAAGUUUUGAAAAACAAACUAGAUAAACAUUGAUAAAACAAGCAAAUUUAUCUGUAGAAUUGUUAAUUUAUAGGCAAACACUGACACUUUACUUUCUUUAUAAUCUUACCUCGAGUUGGUGUUGAUUCCACCUCGGAAUUGUCCUUUCAACCUUAUUCAGGUCCAAGCUUGCUCAAGAGGGAUGUGAAAAAUAAACUUCUCGCACUUUCAUUCUGUAUUCAAGCUUCAAUCAGAAGGCAUAUCUAAUCAUCAAUACCUAAUCAUCACUGUCAAUCAAUGUUUGAUCAUUCAGGAGGUAUUUCUA
This is a messenger RNA of Coregonus clupeaformis (lake whitefish), 1652 nucleotides long. Its product is annotated as AP-1 complex subunit sigma-3-like. Gene Ontology annotation, cellular component: AP-1 adaptor complex; membrane coat; intracellular membrane-bounded organelle. Gene Ontology annotation, molecular function: clathrin-cargo adaptor activity. NCBI's taxonomy places the organism in Eukaryota, Metazoa, Chordata, Actinopteri, Salmoniformes, Salmonidae. The coding region runs from base 144 to 608 and encodes 154 amino acids. Gene Ontology annotation, biological process: vesicle-mediated transport; intracellular protein transport. The record is from RefSeq and is a predicted model, not a curated record. The transcript is spliced from 5 exons.